GGGUCAGGCAGGGCUCCUGCGCGGAGCGGGUGGAGUGCGAGGGGACGAGCAGCUCCUCUCUGCAGAAGCGCUUUACAGCACCAGAUGAUAGUUACCCACAGAGUGAGCCCCGAGCUUAGGCGGCUUCACUGUGUGAGUACAGCUACGCUGCUAUUAUUAGUGCUGGUAUUUAAUAUUUGUACAGCCAUAACAAGUUAAAUAUUGGAACUACGUCCUCUCUAGUACUCCUCUCCCGACAGUUCCUGAGGGUGUCUCUGUGAAGGAACAAAUGCCUCAAUCCAAAACUGGGACCUUCAGAGCCUGCCUUCAGCUGCCUCUCCAUCUGGAAGCACCAGCAGCCCUCUGCAAGAUGCUUCCAGAGUUGCUUAAGCUUGUCAGGGCUCAGCAGCAGAGCUCCAGACUUGCUUGUGUGCCCUGUUGGGACACAACACUACACCAUGCAUGUUCUCUGUGGCCUGAGGCUUGCUGCCCGUUCCCUGCACAGUUGCAGGUUCCCUGCUCCCGUGGCACCGGCUCGGGGAGCUGCGGAAGGGAGGUUCACCUCCCCUUGCCAAGCGUGCUUCAGUACGGUGGCAAAGCCACUGCUGGGCAGUGGCCUUGGAUUUUAGCACCCGCUCUGCACUAGGUCUUGUGUUGUGGUCAGUUUGGUCAUAAGUUGAAGCAUACAGGUCCUGUUGGUGAGGAACUUUGGGGAGCCUAGCAAGUACUUGAAUGUAUGAUCUCCAAAAUACCUGUAAACAUAAUUCUUUUUUUUCAGGUGUCUGUUGUAACAGGUGGUAUCUUUGGUAUGCUAGAGGCUUGUGACAGUUCUUGAAUGAAACCAGUUUUUAACUGGAGGUCACUUACUUCUGGGAAAUUUUGUUUUACUUGUCUGAAAUUCCCUUCUGCUUUACAGUGGAUAAAUUAUUCAGCGUCCUCUGUCAUAAUAUGUUCUGUAAUAUUUAAAGGUUGUUGCCUUCUUUCUGCUGGGGGCUGUGUUUCAGUGAUGGGUGAAGCAAUGCUUCUAAUAAGUAGUUUUAUAUCAUUUUGUCAGGUACUCUGGGAUUGUUUUAUGAAAGACUACAUAUGUGUCAUUUAUUAUUAUGAAUGCCUCUUAUGUUUUGGAAUUUAACAGAUGUAAUAUUUGCCAUCCUGUCACCAUCAUCACAUUUGUUUUCAUAGUUAUAAUCAAAGGUGGCAACAAUGGCAUUCAGAUGCUCAAUUAUAUUUCAUGUAGGUGACCAGUGCUAACUUACUAAAUUAGUGCAUGGUGCAGCAGGAACAAGUGUCACAGCUUCCCUCUGUUAGGAGCCAUCAGCUUGCUUCUCACACAUAAAAAUCAGUAUAUAGUGAAGCAUAUGGCACCAGUGAGUUCUGUGUUUAUUAAAGGACUAUGCCUCUGAACAUUCUGUGAAUUUUUUUCCUUAUUUCACUUGAUAUAGAUCUAAAAUGUUUUUCCCAUCUUUCAGGACUUGAAAUAUUGAACAAAUCCAUUUUUUAGUCAGAUGAAACCAAGACUUCUUAAGGUUUAUGAAAACAGUGUGAGGCUUCUGCUUGUAUCAGACUGGCCACUAGUCCGGUAUGAGGGAAUUAGAGAUCCAUCUAAGCUGUGGAAACCUAAGAUACAAGUCUCUGGUUUGAUUCAGAACAGUUUUGAACUCUUUUACAUUUUCUGCAUUUCUGGAAAAUUUGAUUGCCAGAUGUAUUGGAGGGUAAGUUCUAAGAAGAAACUACAUCCUCUCAAAACUGGUAGGGUAGCUUUUCUGCUUCAAUGUCAUUUUUCUGGUCACAAAUUAAAAGCUUCCUCAGAAUUUUCUAAGUAGUGGUCAUGUCUGAUAGUAAUAUGUAUGUUGUAAUAAUCCAAGAAAAGCUUUUAUCCUAACAAAAGCCUGGGAUAUGUUUUACAAGGUCUUAACUACUCAGAUAAAAAGGAAGCAAGAAGGAAGACCACCACCAUCAUCUCUUAGAUGACAGCUUUAAGUAAAUCACAUUUUUGUACUUGGAUCUCAGAAUGUAGAAUCACUCUUCUCAAAGAUAUUCUGAAAUGGUACUGCUGUGUAGCCAAAGCCACAGGGUUUUUCAUGAAGUAACAUCUAUGGAGGUGGUGGGAUCAAAGAACAAUAUGUUACCUGCUGAACUACUCCCUUUUUCUGUUCUUUUGGAAUCUCAUCUCUUUCCUCAAAAUGUAAAAGGAGAAUUGUUUUAUCCCACAGUUGUCUUUGCCCUGUCCAGAGUUACUACAGUGAGGAUUAGUAAUCAAGUGAAAGGAGUGUACCUCUUUUUUUGCUGUGAUUUGUGUACCUUUUGGCAGAUGGGUCAUUUUCAGAUGGGUCUGGAAAUCUUCAACUGGUUUUAUUGCUUGAACUCUGGUGUUCUAUAAGCUUUAUUUUAGGACUUUGUUCUUUGUUGUUCACUUUAGACUAGGUAGACAGGAUUUUUUUUUUUUUAAACAGAUAAUAGUUUCCAGGACAAAAAUACUGAGUUUGUAUCUUCUUUCAGAAAUUUUGUGAUACAAAAAGGCAAAACAGUGGGAAGGUUCUGUGUCCAGUUCUGAUUAAGACUGAAGAUUCAUCAAUACCUGGAAAAGAAAUAGAAGGAUAUGUAGGCGACCUGACAAUUUAGUCAACUUCUGUGUGUUGGUUGUUCCUAGCAUUCCACUGUUGUAUCCAGAUGGGAGUAAGAAUUUAAAAACAGGAGUUGUAUAAGCAAGAGGUCAUUGACUCUGACCACUGACAAAGCAGGCAGACUGUAAAGUUUCUGAGGUAAAAGAUACUCCUUGAGCUACACCCAUCAGCUGUGAGCUUUUCCUUGACUCACAUUAACUUUUCUUGUGUGGGCUUGUUUCUUUAGAGCAGAAGUGGAUCUUGAGAAGGACAUACAGCUUCCAUUUCCUGCCACAGUCACAGAGAGCAGUCACAGUCCAAAGGCUGUUCUCAGGGUAUUUUUCCCAUUAGGUCUUCAGAUUGGUUGCAAAUUUUGUGAUACUGUUGUUUGCAGUAGUGGGACAUUGAAUUCAGUUCUUUGCCUCUAAGCUCAUCACUCCCUAGUAAAGAAGGUGGUUUUCUGGAAGCCCCUGCUUUUUUCAGUUGCUGCAGUCUGUGAUAGUGAAUGAGACUCCAAGCAAAUUGCCUUUUCCAACAUGUGUGGCUUUACAGAUCUUAGUGGAUCAGUGACUGCUGUGUUCUGUGGCAAAAUUGACGUUGGGGUUCAUUCAUCUGAAUUUUUCUAGAUAUUAAUGUUCAGUCUUGAUCAAGAGGUAGUAAUGCAUAUCACUCAUCCAUUGCUUAGAUUUGUGUGGUGCAUUUCUGCAUGUGAAGAUCAUGAAAUGGUUUGAUGUGACUCUGUAGGACUGUACAAGCAAGUGAUAAUGCUCCACCCAGCAUGCUUACUGAAAUGUUUAAACUCAUGUGAAAAUAUGUGUAUGUGACCUCAAGCAGAGAGAAAACCAAUGAAAGUCAAUGAGAAUAACAACAAAGAGUGGAGUUAGGAUAUAUGCUUGUUUCAGAUUUGAAAUUUAGAGUAAACGAAGGCUGGAUAUGCAUUCCUGAAAAGGAGACUUUUUUCCCCUACACCUUGUUUCCUCAAAAGAAAGAGAAUAUGUGCUUGUACCCCAGAACCCUCGAGAAGCAAAUGUGAGUCUGUUAAGUCUUAAGAAUAUGAAUGUAUGUAUCAACAUGCAGGACUUAGCCCAUAUUUGCAUAUAGCAUAAUGUGACUUCAGUUCUGAUUUUUGGCCUAAAAACACUAUGUGUGCAUGUAAAAUAUAAUUAAUGUAAUGUUUGACCCUGGAGGAGAAUUUUUAUCUGACCUUUUAUCAGGAGUAAUUUUGGAAGCUGCCCAAAAUGUAAAAUCCCCUGAAGUUCUUCUAAAGAGAUGUUAAUGAAAAAACACUUAGGGGUAUGCUGGUCUCAGAUCUCUGAGGAAGAGAAACUUCAAUGUGACUUUGCUCAGAGAAGCCUAGAUUUUGAGACUUAUCUGCACAGAAAUAAGGUAAAAUGGAAGUCUGAUUAUUCUGGUCACAACAGCUAAACUUUAACCAAAUUGGAAAAAAAGUGCAAAGUUCUAUAUAGGAGGUGACUUGGACUCUGCUUCUUGGGGCAAAUCACACGUGCUUGCUUUGUUCCCCAAGGUUUGUCCACCCUGUGAGACGGGUACGAGACACUGCACUUGUCCUGGUGUGACAGUUCAGCUGUAAGGAACAUGACCCUCAAACCAUGCAAAGCUGGAAGGUCUGUCUGCCAUGAGCUUAACCAGAGGGAAGAUGCUGUAAGAAUUUUCUUUCCUUUCAGAUUCCUUUAGGAUCUGAUUUUUUUUCCAUUUGUUAAAGAAAAAUGCCUUCCUUGAGUGGGAAAGUGCAGACUGUCUUGGGCCCUGUGGAGCCAGACUGUCUUGGCUACACAUUGACUCAUGAACACUUGACUAUGGACUACAGCAGCUGCUUUUGUCCACCUUCUCCAGGCCAAGAGCCUUUGUCUAAUGGGCCCAUUGAGAUGAAGAACUUGUUUUGGAUUAAGCAAAAUCCCUACAGCCAUAAAGAAAACCUUCUUUUGUAUCAGGAGACAGAUGCUGUGAGGGAGGAGCUGCUGCAUUUUAAAGCAGCUGGUGGUGGGACAAUUGUGGAAAACACAACAACAGGAAUUGGCCGGGAUAUGAAUACUUUGAAGAAACUUGCUGAAGAAACUGGAGUUCAUAUUAUUGCUGGUGCUGGGUUUUAUGUGGAUUCCACUCAUUCUUCUCAAACACAGGCCAUGACAGUGGAGCAGCUGACAGAGAUUAUUGUUGAUGAGGUACUCAAAGGAGCAGAUGGGACUAAUAUAAAGUGUGGUGUGGUGGGAGAAAUAGGCUGCUCCUGGCCUUUGACUCCGAGUGAACACAGAGUGCUUCAGGCAACAGCACAGGCUCAGGCACAGCUGGGGUGCCCUAUUAUCAUCCAUCCUGGCAGGAACAGCGACUCCCCUUUCCAGAUUAUCCGCAUCCUGCAGGAAGCUGGGGCUGAUGCUUCAAAGACAGUCAUGUCUCACCUGGACAGGAUUCGUAUGUUGAUUGAUGAAGGCUAUGAAGACAGAAUUCUGAUGGCUCAUGAUGUGCACACCAAGAACAGGUUGAUGAAAUAUGGAGGUCAUGGAUAUUCACAUAUCCUCAAAAAUAUAAUUCCUAAAAUGCUAAUUAGAGGCAUAUCUCAAGAUAAAAUUGAUAAAAUACUCCUAGCAAAUCCAAAGCGCUGGCUGACUUUUAAGUAGGAACAAUAAAUAAAUAUGCCUGAUUUAUAAAGAAGCUUGAUAAAAUUCAGAUUUCAAUAGAACAGUCAUUUUAAAAAAUCUGAAAAUCUAAAAAUUAAGUAGAUGCAAAUAAACUAAUUGUAACUUUUCUUUUUAAUUUGAACAUCAAAAUUGUGUACUGUCUCUACAUUUUCUCCCUUCUGAAAGUUUGCUUAUGAGUGAAUUUUUACUGAGUAUGAGCCUACCUACAGAUUUACUAAAUAUUAGCCUACCUACAGAAUAUUUUCAACUGACAUUUUAAGAUAAUUGUUUCAAAAGCAUAAAUUACUACUGUUACUGCAUGUUACCUCUAAAGUACUUCUGAAGAUGUGUCACCUGGAAGGAAAUUUCCUUGGAAGGAAAUUAUGGUUUUCAGUUAAAUUUCCUGUCUUCAGGGGCUGAUUUUAAUCCUUGUAAUACUGUCAAUCUUCUCAUUAUCCUCAUAUUCUUUAAGUAAUACGUGAUUGAAAGGUCUGGAAGUUUUAAUUAGCUUCCAUAGACAAGAGAAGGCAAGAGGAAUCUCAAAUCAAAAAAGAUAAGGUUUCUUUCCAGUUUAACAGUUUACCUAAUUGUAACUGAAAAUGUAAAAAAUACAUGGAAAGAUAUAUUUUUGAAUAAAGCAUUUUGAUCACCUCUUAAA
Molecule: messenger RNA, 5876 nt
Organism: Taeniopygia guttata (zebra finch)
Lineage: Eukaryota; Metazoa; Chordata; Aves; Passeriformes; Estrildidae
Source: RefSeq, a predicted model, not a curated record